CUUCACCGAGGAUGAGGCUAACAGGCUAGCAGCAGUAGGUGAUGAUAUUGUUGGCGUUGCGGUUAGCUCACUAGCUUCAUUUCUUUAUCCGUGGCUAAUGGUGAGGAAGAGUAGCGCGGUGUAACCUUAACUGGUUUAGAUCUACUUUCCUACACUUUUGUUUAAUAUUCCUGAAGGGGACAAAAUAGUUAAAAACAACGGGCUGCUCUUGUGGAAGACUUUUAAUACGAAGAAAAAUAAACCCGAGCUGAAGCAGCAGCAGCUAGCCGGCUAGCUGCCUUUGCUGAAAGGAGGAGACGGGUUCUUAAGAGAAAGGAAAGCCUGUAAUGGCCAACGAGCCGGUUAUUCUGAAUGUGUAUGACAUGUACUGGAUUAAUGAGUUCACUACCUCUCUGGGUAUCGGGGUCUUUCAUUCAGGGAUCGAGAUUUACGGCAGAGAAUUCGCCUAUGGAGGGCAUCCAUAUCCAUUUUCCGGCGUAUUUGAGAUAACGCCCGGUGAUGCCACAGAGCUUGGGGAAACCUUUAAAUUCAAAGAGGCUAUCGUUCUUGGGAGUACAGAUUUCACAGAGGAGGACAUAGAGCGUAUUAUGGAGGAGCUAGGAAAAGAGUACAAGGGAAAUGCGUAUCACCUCAUGCACAAGAACUGCAAUCACUUUUCCUCAGCACUGUCAGAGAUCCUGUGUGGUCGUGAGAUUCCACGCUGGGUGAACAGACUGGCCUACUUCAGCUCAUGUGUGCCGUUCCUACAGAGCUGCCUGCCUAAAGAGUGGCUGACUCCAGCAGCACUGCAGUCCAGCGUGAGUCAGGAGCUGCAGGGUGAGCUGGAGGAAGCCGAGGAUGCUGCCGCCUCCGCCUCUGCCUCCACGCCUCGUCCCAGCCGACACCAGCCACGCCGAUAGGCUCUAGUGCCAUGACUGACAGGCCUCAGAGAGUGCCUCAAAGCUCCUGCUGCCAACAGAGCCCAGUGACAGACCUGCAAUCCACCAGCAGUGUAGAUAAAUCCCGUCCAAUCAGCGACUGGCUCUGACAGAACCGUUGAGGGCCCUGCACUAUUGGUUUUAUUGCCUUUUUUUUCUUUUUUCCGGUCAAGGACCCUAAGGAUUUUCUGUCUGAUUUACUGAAAAACACUCAAAGUUGGUUUUAUCAGUGUUUUUAAACAUAAUAUUUUUUACCUCUAAUGUUUUGUUUGGGGGAAACUCAGGACAGAAAGACAUUUUCCAUAGAAAUUUUACUAACUCACCUGGAAGAUUUUGUUUAUGAUAUUAAUUUAAUGCUUUUUGCAAAGCUGGAUUUUUCCUUACUCACUGUUCUUUCCUCUAUCACCCAUCACCAUCACCUCAGUCUAUCUUUUUUGUUUCUUUUUGUUUUUAUUUAAAGGGAGCUUUUGGUUACGAAAAAGUAGUGUUUAUGUCCAUGUAUUUAUAGGUUCUUCUUCCAGAGAAGCUGACACCUGGGCCAAAUUACCCUACCUUUUUACUGACACAUAUUUCAUGUCUAACUCACAUUGGUAAUUGUGCCUAAAUAUUUUUACUGUUACUUGCUCAGAGAGAGCUCUGCACUCUUUCUCUACAGUUUACGCUGAGUAGCAGACUCCUUCGUACCCUGCAAACCUACUUCAGAUGUUUUACACCUUUAGGUUUUUAGAGUCUAUUAUGUAUUGAAGAUGCUGUUUGUAUUCCAUUUUAUGAUUAUUAAAGAGAACAACGAUUUUUUUUGGUUCGAAAACAACUGACUUGUUCUGAUGCGUAGCUAAAACUCUUUUUUAGUAAAGAGAAGGGCUUACAUUGAAGAACGGCUUACGUUCCGAUUUAGAUGAAUGUUACGAAAAACCAAAGAAAAAUAGUUCAACUGCAAACCUCUAGGCUGCUUAGAGCAGUAUUUUUGGAUUAAUUUACUUGAGCUUUGACACACACAAACAUAUUAACAUGAAUGCUGAAAAGUACCACACCUGAUUAAGGACCCAAAAUAAAUAAAGGUGUUUAUAACCUGGAGGGUUUAAAAUGCUCUGAAGGAAGAAAUGUUCUAUGUUUGCCACAAUCCCAUUACAGAGUGCCUUUCCACUCUCAGCAUGAGAAAGUGUCAGUAAUAACUUUUUGAUUUGUUAUUUAAGCAAUGAAAUGUGUGCACAAGGGAACAAAAUGUAUGAAAAAUUUUUUAACAGCAUGAAAUGCCAUGAGCAGCGUUCAAUAUAGAAGAACAGCAGGAAAGGGGAUGGGUGGAGAAUAUGAUGGAAAACCGUGCAGGGACAGCAGAGUGGUAGCUAUUAUUACUGUCUGCACAGCCUUUGGAGUCAUGCCUGAAUGUUUAACCUUCGGUAAGUGACACGCUGUUAGCAAACUGCCAGGAACCCUGUGCCACACACACUGUACUGUACAUGCAGGGAGACAGCAACUUCCAUAGCUGCGUCACUAGGCUCAUCUAGGCAUCCAAAAGUCCUGAAAAUGUCUUUACUUUUGUUGACAAAGGUGACCGGUGCUGUCUUGUUCCAGAGAAAUCGGAAAACAGCAUUUGUUGGGGCAUCAAGACAAGUAGUGCAUCUUGUUGUGGCAUUUAUAAUAGCUUAAAAGGCCAAGGGUCACUUCUGAGCUCAGGUUAUUGUCUGUGUGUAAUUUGUAUGUUUUCUCCACGAGCAAGUGGGUUUCCUCUUUGAUGACAUGCUAAUUGUGCAUUAUCUACUCUGAACUGAAGUGAAUGAACAUGGGUAUAGAUGUGUUCUGUGAUGAGCUAAAGAUCCAUCAUGACUAUAAUUGUUAGGUGUAAUUUUGUUGUUCUUUUAAACUGUUACAGAAAUCUGGAUAAAGAUUGUGAUUUGUUUGGUGACCAGGAAUAACCUUCCUGAGACAACGUUAGGGAGGAACCAGACACACACAAGGGAACCCAUUCUCUUCUGGGUGACACCGGAUAGUAGAGUUAUGAGUCAUUGCUCUUCCAAAACUGUAUACUGUAAGGGUUGGAUAUACAGUGUAAUAUUUAGCUGGGGUAAGUAAAACUAGUCACAGCAAUCUUUAGGGCAUCUGCGAGACGUACUGUAUCUAGUUCUGUUAAACACAAUAUUGAAAGUGCAAAGGCUUAGCAUUAAAACCAUAAACAGUGAUUAAAGUGAUGUGAAAACAUUGUAGGUGGCAUAAAAAAGGUUUCGCUUUAGUGUCCUCUUUCAUUUUCUCUUCUGCUUUUACUUUCUUGAACCAGCAGCUUUUCUGCUUCUGCCCAGGAAAUGAGAGACUUUUGAUCAAAAUAUGAUCUAAUAUUAUUCUUAUUGGAGGUUAUUAGUUAAAGGCG
Molecule: messenger RNA, 3279 nt
Organism: Clarias gariepinus (North African catfish)
Lineage: Eukaryota; Metazoa; Chordata; Actinopteri; Siluriformes; Clariidae
Gene: desi2
Product: desumoylating isopeptidase 2
Exons: 5
Coding region: 327-899 (190 amino acids)
Biological process (GO): protein deubiquitination
Molecular function (GO): deubiquitinase activity
Source: RefSeq, a predicted model, not a curated record